AGCAGAGGCGCAUCCCUGAGGUGAGGAGGCAGCACUGUGAUGUAGUUCUCUCUUGGGCGGCUUGCUGACAGCACGCUGUGUGUCCUGGAGUAUCAGGAGCGGCGCUGGCAAAGGCAGAGGCCACCCCUUGCCUUUGCAGUGACCCUCUGUCGGUGUGAAUGAGGCCAGGCAAGAUGCUGGCACUGCUGAGGAAACAGCUGAUUUCCAUGUUAUUUGCAUGAACCCUGCUGUGAAAUGAGCCAAGCAAGGACUUGUCAGCUACUUCCUCCCUUCCCGAGCUGAGCACUCCAGAGCCAUUGUUGCAGUGGUGUUUAAUUGUGUCCUGUCCUCCUCCUGCCAAGGCAAACAUCCCAGUCUCAAGAGGAGGCCUCUCCAAGCUCAUCUCCUGGCCUGAACAUGAACGUGGACAAAGCUGAUGAUUGGGAACGUUCCCAAGGGACAUGGGUCCCCACGGGGUCCAGUCUCCGGAAGCAGGACUUCCCAUGAUGCUGGUGUCUGGGAGUGAGCAUCAUGCCCAUCACCCAGGACAAUGCCUUGCUGCACCUGCCCCUCCUGUACGAGUGGCUGCAGAACAGCCUGCGGGAGGGUGGGGACAGUCCCGAGCAGCGGCUCUGCCAGGCAGCCAUCCAGAAGCUGCAGGAGUACAUCCAGCUGAACUUGGCUGUGGAUGAGAGUGCAGUCCCACCUGAUCUCAGCCCCCCAGAGAUGGAGAUCUGUACGGUGUACCUCACCAAGCAGCUGGGGGACACGGAAACUGUGGGGCUCAGUUUUGGGAACAUCCCUGUUUUUGGGGACUAUGGAGAAAAGCGUCGAGGGGGCAAGAAGAGGAAAACCCACCAGGGACCAGUGCUGGACGUGGGCUGCAUCUGGGUGACGGAGCUUAGGAAGAACAGCCCUGCAGGGAAGAGCGGCAAAGUCCGUCUCCGGGAUGAGAUCCUUUCCCUGAAUGGACAGCUGAUGGUCGGAGUCGACGUCAGUGGGGCCAGUUACCUGGCUGAGCAGUGCUGGAAUGGCGGCUUCAUCUACCUGAUCAUGCUGCGGCGCUUCAAGCACAAAGCCCACUUGACUUACAAUGGCGACAGCGGCAACAGCUCGGAACCCGCAGAGACACCUACCUUGGAGCUGGGUGACCAAACUUCCAAAAAAGGCAAAAGAACAAGAAAGUUUGGGGUCAUUUCCAGACCCCCUAUCAACAAGACCCCUGAAGAAGCCAAGAGCAGCCGUGGCUGUGAUGUGACGGAUGACCCCAACCCUGAGUUGGAGAAUGGCACAGACCCUGACCUUGGAAAUGGCCAUGCCUUUGAGCUAGAAAAUGACCCACAUUCCCUCAAGGAUGUGGCUGGCCCCCACCUGGAGAAGUCAGAAGUGGACACAGGGGCAGAACUCAAAGUUCCAAAGACAGAAACUCCUCUGGGCAACUGCAAUGAUAAACGUCACUUCUCAAAAACUGGGAAAACAGACUUCCAGUCAAGCGACUGCCUAGCACAGGAGGAAGUUGGCCGGAUAUGGAAGAUGGAGCUGCUCAAAGAAUCAGAUGGGCUGGGAAUUCAGGUUAGUGGAGGCCGAGGAUCAAAGCGCUCACCUCACGCUAUCGUUGUCACCCAAGUGAAGGAAGGAGGUGCCGCUCACAGGGACGGCAGGCUGUCCUUAGGAGACGAACUGCUGGUGAUCAAUGGUCACUUACUGGUCGGGCUCUCCCACGAGGAAGCUGUGGCCAUUCUGCGCUCAGCCACUGGGAUGGUACAGCUGGUGGUGGCCAGCAAGGAGAGCUCAGCGGAGGACCUCCUGAGGUCAACAUCGAAGAGUUUACCUGACCUGACUAGCUCCGUGGAGGAUGUGUCCUCCUGGACUGACAAUGAAGACCAGGAAGCAGACGGGGAAGGCGAAGAGGGGACGGGCUCAGCCGCUGUCCGGGGCAUGAUGCCUGGUUCAGAAGAAUCCCAGGACGUAGGCAGCUCUGAGGAAUCCAAGGGGAGCUUGGAAAGUCCCAAACAAGGCAACAAUAAGAUGAAGCUCAAGAGCCGCCUCUCAGGAGGUGUCCACCGUCUAGAAUCUGUUGAAGAAUACAAUGAACUGAUGGUACGCAACGGGGACCCCCGGAUCAGGAUGCUGGAGGUCUCCCGGGAUGGCCGGAAGCACUCUCUCCCCCAGCUGCUGGACUCCACUGGGACAUCACAGGAAUACCACAUUGUGAAGAAGUCUACCCGUUCCCUGAGUACCACCCACGUGGAGUCUCCGUGGAGGCUCAUUCGGCCGUCCGUUAUCUCCAUCAUUGGGCUGUACAAGGAGAAAGGCAAGGGCCUUGGCUUUAGCAUCGCUGGAGGCCGAGACUGCGUUCGAGGCCAGAUGGGGAUUUUUGUCAAGACCAUUUUCCCAAAUGGAUCAGCCGCUGAGGACGGCAGACUCAAAGAAGGAGAUGAAAUCCUCGAUGUAAACGGCAUACCAAUAAAGGGCUUGACGUUUCAAGAGGCCAUUCACACCUUCAAGCAAAUCCGAAGUGGGUUGUUUGUCCUCACGGUGCGCACUAAGUUACUCAGCCCCAGCCUUACACCAUGCUCCACUCCCACACACAUGAGCAGAUCGAGCUCCCCAAACUUCAACACCAGUGGGGGAACCCCAGCAGGAGGAGGCCAAGAUGAAGGUGGCUCUUCUUCCCUGGGUCGGAAGGCUCCUGGCCCUAAAGACAGAAUUGUCAUGGAAGUCACACUCAACAAAGAGCCAAGAGUUGGAUUAGGCAUUGGUGCCUGCUGCUUGGCCUUGGAAAACAGUCCUCCGGGUAUUUACAUUCACAGCCUUGCCCCUGGAUCAGUGGCCAAGAUGGAGAGCAAACUGAGCCGGGGAGACCAAAUCCUGGAAGUGAACUCUGUGAACGUGCGCCAUGCAGCUUUAAGCAAAGUGCACGCCAUCUUAAGUAAAUGCCCUCCAGGACCCGUUCGCCUGGUCAUCGGCCGACACCCUAAUCCAAAGGUUUCUGAGCAGGAAAUGGAUGAAGUGAUAGCACGCAGCACUUACCAGGAGAGCAAAGAAACCAACUCCUCGCCUGGCUUAGGUACCCCCUUGAAGAGUCCGUCUCUUGCCAAAAAGGACUCACUCCUCUCGGAAUCUGAGCUCUCCCAGUACUUUGCCCAUGACGGACAGGGCUCCCUGUCGGACUUCGUGGUAGCUGGCUCUGAGGAUGAGGACCACCCUGGAAGUGGCUGUGACACCUCGGAGGAUGGCAGCCUGCUUCCCGGCCCCUCUGCUCACAAGGAGUCGGGAAAAGCCAGGGCCAACAGCCUUGUGACAUUUGGAAGCCAGAGGACCUCUGGGCUCUUACACAAGCAGGUGACAGUCACCAGGCAAGCCAGUCUCCCCGGAAGCCCACAGGUCCUCAGGAACCCCCUUCUCCGCCAGAGGAGGGUGCGCUGCUAUGACAGCAACGAUGCCAGCGAUGAAGAAGACUUUGAUGGAGAGGGCGACUGUGUCUCACUGCCGGAAGUUCUCCCAGGUCCCAGCAGGCCUCUGGUAGAGGAUGACACUAGGCCUGCCUUGACAACCUCUUCCAAAAGUAUUGAUGUGAGCAAGCAGGAGGAGCGGCCCCCCAAACCUCUGGUCAGCAAGGCCUGCUCCGUGCCUCUCCUUGGCAGCUCACUGGACUUAGAGCACAGUAGCCGAAAUGGAAUGGUGGGGACCCCUCCCAAGGCAGCCAGCCUGCCAGGCUCUGUGGAAACCUCCAAGAGUGGGCCUGGAGGCUCUGGCAGAAAGGAGAUGUCAGGGUCAAAAAGUUCACCAAAGCUGGAAUACAGAGUCCCUACAGAGAGCCAGAGGCCAAGGAGCCCGGAAAACCCCACCUCCCAGCCACAGAAGAAUGAAACUCUGGUGUCCAGGCACAGGCCUGUGGCCAGGAUCAGCCCACACUACAAGAGGUCUGAUGUUGAGGCCCCAAGUGGAACAGCCAGUGGACCCUGUGGUCAGGACUUGACCAUCCAAGCCCAUUCCACGAAAGAGGCUGUCACUGGCCAUCAGCCAACUGGAACUGCAGAGAAGGAACCUUGGGAAAAUCCCACCCCAGGGGACAGCUCUGUCCCCACCAACUGUGGACCAGCCAGUACCCCAUGCCACCCAAACCCUGGACCCCCCACCGAGAACCUGCAGGGAGCCGCAGCAGACUGUGGGCCACACCCUGAAACUGGAUGGGAUGGCUCCUCAGAGCAUCUCCCUCCCCCACGGAAGAACAAGCAACCUCAUCCUGAGUCCAGCGAGACUUCCACAGGCACAGAGGAACUCGGCCAGCCUGUGUCUCCCCGAACCGCGGACCCUGAGUCCCAGAGCAUACCUAAAAUGAAACCAGCCAGCCAGCAAAGUGUGUCUCCCAGGGAGAAGGCCUCAACUCCUCCUGACUUUAGCAGGACUCGGCCUCCACCUGGGGCCUGCUCUCCCAGCACCAGGAAAGCAGCUGUCCCCGUGAGCAUAGGAACAACGCCUGCUACCCCCAUCCUUCAUGUCUCCCUUGUGUCCCAGGAAAGGAGUCGAGGCCCCUCAGGUCCCAGCAAGGCCCUGGAAACAACAGAAUUCUGUAUACCUAAAAGCUUGAAGGACAAUGUUCCACUUGAAGAUCUCGCUUCUCUGUCUGGAAAGACGUCAUGUGCCAGCCCCUCACUGCCAGUGGCUACUGACAAGACCCUGUCAGGGAGCAAAGAGAGCCCUGUGACAGACAUCGACACCUUCAUCAGGGAGGCCUCUGAGGCAAGGUCUCAGUCUCCUCAGAAAACAGACUGCAGGGCUCACCAGGGCAUUUUUGAGGGCCACCCACCACGUGGAGCUGGGGGUGGCAGUUCCAAUCACUCACAGUCAGUCAGGAGUGACCAGAUACCCUCCCCAGGGAAGACUGGGAGCACAGGCCUACCCUUCCCCGCUCAGUGGGCCUCCCAGCCUUCUGUUUUGGAUUCCAUCCAUCCUGAUAAACAUUUUGCUGUGAACAAAAACUUUCUGAACAACUACUCUAGAAAUUUUAGCAACCUCCAUGAAGACCACCUCUCCCGAUCGGGCCCAGGUGACAGUACAGAGCCGUCACUGUCAUCCAUGUACGGCGAUGCUGACGAUUCACCCUCAGACCCCGAGUCUCUUACUGAAGCCCAGCAGGCAGUGUCCAGGAACAGCUGGUCACCUCCUCAUUCUCACGAGUCCUCCCAUAAGGAGGGCACUAGUGAGUCUGAGGAGGAGCAAGUAGAAAUCUGUGCCACAGGUGCUUUCCCUGAGACCCCGGCGACUGACCCGCUGCCUGCUCAGGUUGCAGUCUGCCCAGUUUUCCCAGUACAGCCCAGUGCUCUGGGUGAGCCAGUGGGGGACUCCUGUGGAGGAGCCUGCCUCUUGCCAGGAGCCUCACACACUUCCACCCCGGGCUCCCCCCAGCCACUUUCCUUCCUGAAUAAAAACUCUCAGGAGCAUGAGACGGGCAUAAAUGCUUUACAGAACCGCAGGCCCUCGUGCACAGAAGAAAUCACGGCCGUCACCAACAUGAGCUCAGUCGUGGGAGAUAGGCGGCCUUCUGAAGUGACCAGGCAUCGUCACAGCCCGCCAUUCACGCUUAGGAACCCGAGUAUGGUAAAUGGCUCGGGACGUAACCUGCUGGACGAGGGAACCCUAAACGAAGAAGCCGCUGCCGCUAGUGUCAUGCACAGUGUGUAUGCCCUAGGUGCCAAAGGCCCUAAGAAUGGAGAGACUGUUUUGGCAAACCUACAUAUUGCCAAGGGUCACAACCUGGAUGACCUGCUACAGAAACCAAAAACGGUCUCCAGGAGGCCCAUCCUGUCCUGGUUUAAAGAAAUAAAUAAAAACAGCCAAGGCACAUAUUCUCAGAGCAAAUCUGAGAAGGAACAGUCCUCGAUGCUAGCCACAAUUCCCAGCUCCAAAGGCCACACGGUAAGCAGCAGCCACAGAAAGGGAGUGGCUGUGCCUAAAAGUCCUUCUCCACUGCAGAAGAGUCAAGAAAAUAAAGACCUGCCCCCCCAAAGUCCAGUGGAGACACUAAGUAACGGUCAGAAAACCAAGUGUGGCCCUAAGCUGAGGAGACUAGGCAGCAGAAGCAAAGCUAGUCCUGAGGCCCCUGUGGCCAGUUCUGUUAAGGCCAGUGGGACUGACCACAGGAAGACCUUGACUUCACCCCAGGCCUCUCAUAAAAUGCUUGCUAAGGCAGCAUCACACCAGGUCCACAUAGCUGACCAACAAGAGCCUAACAACACUCCUGAAUGCAUGCCCGAAAGCAAGCCACCCCUGGCUACCUCUGGGUCGCUGAGGACCUCAGCAUCAGAUACAAGCAUCAGAACGUUCACGUCACCCCUGACCUCCCCCGAGCCUCUCCCCGAGCAAGGUGCAAACAGAAGGUUCCACAUGGCUGUCUACUCGGAAUCUCACACAAGUUGUCCAACCACCUCCAGGUCCCCAAGGUGUGGACCAGAGGGCAAGGUGCCCCAUGCUGACUCGGGGUCAGUGAGUCCUUCUGCAUCAAGGAGCAGUAUGGCCUUGGCGGGGGUCAGACAGAGCAAGCAGUUCAUACCCAGCCCAGUGGACUUGGUGGUGUCAGAAGCAACCCAGCCCAGGGGGACCAGUGAGAAAGGAAGCGAUAAAACCGCUAGCAGUCCCCUAGGAAGGAUAAACCAGCUGAAAAUAGUUGAGAUUUCUUCUGAAAGAAUGCCAAAGAAUGUAUGUGGUGACAAGCCACCUGACAGUGACAGACAGGGAGGGUUCUCGACCCAGAGCAACUGUCAGGAGGAGAGUGGCCUCAGACUCUGGCAGUCAGUGGACUUGUCCCCAAAGCAUCCAUCCUCUCCUUACUCUCACGCCUCCCAGGUGGAGCCAGAAAUGCGCUGGUCCUUCAGUGCGGCCAGACUGGCUGCCACCUCCCCGCAGCUGCCUGCCAAAACACCAGAUUCCUCCCAGGGUGUAUCAGGCCAGAUGCCAGCCUCCUCAAGGGUGCCUAAGAAUGGCAUACCCAUAGGCCCAGGAGGAGAGGAGAACCCUUACUUCACACCAAGGCCAGCCACCAGAACUUACUCCAUGCCAGCCCAGUUCUCAAGCCACUUCGGACGAGAAGGUCCUGCCCCGCACAGCCCAAGUCGCUCCCCUCAGGUCCCUGUAAUGAGUGGCAGUCUCUCUGAGGCAAAGGCAGCCAAAGGCGUGACUAAUGAACAGAGUGUGUAUAGUGUGAGGCCUCUGUUGGAAACGUCAAAGAACCAGCCGCCAGUGGACGGAGGGGAUGCCGGUGCAAGCCCCGAGACUAGCUGCCUCAUCCCGGACAAAGUCAAAGUCACCAGGAAACAGUACCACUAUGAGCAGAAUUGGCCCCAUGAAUCUACCUCCUUUUUCUCUGUGAAACAGAGGAUUAAGUCUUUUGAGAACCUGGCCAAUUCUGACCGGCCAGCAGCCAAGUCUACCACAUCCCAGUUCUUAUCCGUGAGCUCCAAGCCUCCCGUUAGCAGACGGUCAUCCGGCGGCAUCACUUCAGGGAGCCCCGGUGACGUGACAGCGCGGUCACUGCGACGCAGCUUGAGUUCCUGCAGUGAAAGCCAGAGUGAGGCCAGCAGCCUUCUCCCGCAGAUGACCAAGUCCCCAUCCAGCAUGACGCUGGCUGUCUCCAGGCAGAGCCCACCAGAGACUGGUGACAAGGGCCCCAGUUCAGACCCAAAGACAUCACUUGUCCCUGUGGGAAUGCCCACCUCAUCAGUGACCCCGGCCUCACCCAUCAAGAGGAAUAAGUCCUCGGUGCGCCACACCCAGCUGUCCCCCGUGUCCCGAUCCAAGCUCCAGGAGCUGAGAGCCUUGAGCAUGCCAGACCUGGACAAACUGUGUGGCGGGGAAGAUGACUCUGCCAGCCCAGGCACUGCCCUCUUCAGAACCCAGUUGGAGAUCGUCCCCAAAAGAUCCAAAGGCGGCUCCCCGGCUACCUCUCCAGCUGGCUCCCCAGCUAGAGGCCACGGAGGAGGCAUCGUCAAGGGAGCAGCCUCCCAGACAGGUCCUAUGAAUGGUGGGACCAGAGUCUACCUGAGAGGAAACAGCCCUCCAGCCAGUGGUGAGCCUGCAGUGCCCACGGGAGCCAGGGAACGGGGUGAACUUGUGCAGGCCUUGCCUUCUGGAAAGAGCUGGUCAGUGAAUUUGGAUCAGCUCCUUGCCUCAUUGGGAGAGCAGCAGAGAUUACAGGCCGUUUUAUCAUCCGUGGGGUCCGAAUCCAGCAUUCUCACUCUCAUUCAGGAAGCGAAGGCACAGUCUGAGAAUAAAGAAGAUACUUGCUUCAUAGUCUUGAAUAAAAAAGAAGGCUCGGGUCUGGGAUUCAGUGUGGCAGGAGGGGCAGAUGUGGAGCCAGAAUCAGUCACGGUCCACAGAGUGUUUUCUCAGGGUGCGGCUUCUCAGGAAGGGACUGUGAGGCGAGGGGAUUUCCUUCUCUCCAUCAAUGGCUCCUCCUUAGCCGGCUUACCCCACACUGAGGUCCUGAAGGCUCUGCACCAGGCUCAGCUACACAAACAGGCUCUCGUGAUUAUCAAGAAAGGGAGGGACCAACCCAGGCCCUCCCUCAGGCAGGAGCCUCCCUUAGCCAACGGGAAGGGUCCAUCUCCCAGAAAGACCUCACCGCUGGAGCCUGGAGCUGACAUCCUUGCCACAGGGAGAAACGGGGCUGCUCACGACACUCUGUGCGUUGAAGUGCUAAAAACCUCGGCUGGGCUGGGACUGAGUCUGGAUGGAGAGAAAGCCUCCGUGUCUGGAGAUGGGCCGCUGGUAAUUAAAAGGGUGUACAAAGGUGGUGCCGCAGAACAAGCCGGGACAGUAGAAGCUGGGGACGAGAUCCUUGCCAUUAAUGGGAAGCCCUUGGUUGGGCUGGCACACUUCGACGCCUGGAAUAUUAUGAAGUCUGUUCCAGAAGGGCCUGUGCAGCUCGUGAUUAGAAAGCACAGGAAUCCGUGAACUGUAACAAGAGCGCCCCCCUCCCCUAGAGUCACUUCUUUUAGCAAAUCAGAAUGACUUCCUGAAAUGUGUUCUUGAAGCAACAGACAGCUUACACAGAUCUCCACAAUUUUGUACUUUUAAUAUGAAGCCCAGACUGCCUGGCCCAUCGAGGCUGGGAGGGUGUCAUUUGCUCAGUGCCUGGGAUCAAGAGCUGACGUGCUCUUCAUCGCAACACCUAGCUACACCUUUACAUCCCUCACGCCACCUCUCCCAGCAUCAGUCCUGGUGAGUAGGGACCAGAAGGGUAAUACAGAUGCCCCAGAUAAAAUGGUGUAUGUAUGUAAGUAAGUUGAUAUAAUUUUGUAAGUAAAUGACAUAGUGCUUUUAGGUACAUGCAGUGGAAGGCAGAGCUAUGGGUCUACGUAUGUUUACCUUGAAAAGUAAAAUGAGACUUAAAGAAAAUGAAUUUAUGACCUAAUUGUUAGGCAGAGCUCAGGAAUUACCCAACAGUGAAAAAGAUGAAAAAUUUUUAAAGUGCUAUUUUUUAAUGAACGUGAUGUACGAUGUGGACUAGGAGGUUUUGGUUGUUUUCUGUCUCAGAGAGUGUAAGUCGUAAGGCUGUUAAGAGUGACAGCUCUGACGGAUUGCAAUAAGUAGCUAUGAGCUUCCCUGCUUGGGAGGGGGAAGUUCUAGCCUGAAAGCACCUUGCAUCUAGUUUGCAAACUUGAAUAUGUUUGAAUUCAAGACUGGGCAACCCAAGAGCAGGCCCAGUUGUCAGUGUGCUUCCGUUGCCACGUACAUGCACCACCACCUUAAGAGUUUUUGAGAGUUAAAUUCUUCAACUUGCAAACAUAGGAUUCUGUGGUUCAACUGAAGAGCACCUGAUAGCCUCUCGGGAGGUUUUCUUGGGUUUUCUCCUUUUCCCCCCACUAGCCCUAAAGCCGCAUGGAGUUCUAAUCCGGCUCUCUUCCCUGACAGAACUCUGCAGUGGCCCAAUUUUUUGCUAUUUUGCUUUUUCUUGUUUAGCAAAUUCUUCCUCUUGCCAAAACUGGGGUCCCACAGAGCAUCCUGACUCAAGCUGUUUGUGACACUCCCCCAGAACCUUCCUCCUCACAAAGCUGGCUUUUUUCCCUUUGCA
Messenger RNA from Acomys russatus (golden spiny mouse), 10054 nucleotides. RefSeq names its product PDZ domain containing 2 (gene Pdzd2). Gene Ontology annotation, molecular function: protein binding. The record is from RefSeq and is a predicted model, not a curated record. The transcript has 25 exons. The coding region runs from base 511 to 8934 and encodes 2807 amino acids. NCBI's taxonomy places the organism in Eukaryota, Metazoa, Chordata, Mammalia, Rodentia, Muridae.